Molecule: messenger RNA, 1620 nt
Organism: Closterium sp. Yama58-4
Lineage: Eukaryota; Viridiplantae; Streptophyta; Zygnematophyceae; Desmidiales; Closteriaceae
Source: the annotation of a GenBank genome assembly
AUGGCCGAGCACAACCCCUACGAUUCCGGCAAUCCCGACGGCCCGCCUCCCCCAUACGGCGGUCAUCCCUACGCUGCGCCCGGCUACGGCGCGCCUCCGCCCGGGUAUGGUGCUCCGCCUCCGCCCGGCUAUGGCGCCCCUCCCCCCGGCUACGGCGCUCCUCCGCCUGGGUACGGCGCGCCCCCCCCUUCCGCCAUGGUGCCCGCGGGGCCGUACUCCAUGGGGUAUCCGCCCGCCCCGCCCGGCCCCGACGGUGCUCCCCCCAAGGCGAGCGUGGCGGGCGACAAGUUCCUGUACGCGUCGUCCAAGUGGAACGACGUGUGGGCCGCCAUUCUCUUCAUCCUGCAAUUCCUGGCGGUGCUGGUGUUCUCGGUGGUGCUGGGCAUCAAGGGCGUGUCGUCCUCCUCAUCGCAGCCAGCACCAGGGCAGCCCAGCGUGCCCUACGCCUUCUCCGACUAUGCGCCGCAGUUCGCUGCUGCCGCCGCCACCGGGCUGAUCUUCGCGCUCGUGUGGCUGCAGCUCAUCAAGCUCAUGCCGCGGGUGAUGGUGCACAUAUCGCUGUGGUUUGGGUUUGUGGCGCCGGUGGCGGUGGCGAUAGUGGUGUUUGUGUACCGCACGGCGCCUGUGUGGGUGGGCGUGGUGCUGCUCCUCUCCUCGCUGCUGCAGCUGCUCUACAUCUGGCUCGUGCGACACAGGAUCCCGUUCUCGGCGACGAUUCUGAAGCAUGCGGUGCACGUGGUGAACGCGUUCCCGUCGGUCAUCUGGGUGGCGUACCUCUUCCUCUUCCUAAGCCUCGUCUGGACCGUCAUCUGGGUCGUCGGCGUCUCAGGCGCCAUGUCAUUGACCAACGCGUUUGCGGUGCUCAUCAUCCUCGUGCUCAGCAACUACUGGACCAUGGAGGUAUUGCGCAACGUGGUGCACACGGCAGUGGCGGGCACCACGGCCACGUACUACUUUCUGCGCCACAACAUGCCGCCCAACCCCACCGGCCUCGCGCUGCACCGCGCCGCCACCAAGAGCUUCGGCUCCAUCUGCUUCGGCUCUCUGCUCGUUGCGCUCAUCCAAACCAUCCGCUUCAUUGUGGCGGCGCUAGCGAACAACGACGACGGGGGCAACUUCAUAGCGUGCUGUGCGCAGUGCAUCCUGGCGUGCAUUGAGGCCAUCGUCGAGUUCUUCAACAAAUACGCCUACAUCCAGAUCGCAAUGUACGGCAAGACGUUCAUCCGAGCAUCCAAGGACACGUGGGAGCUGUUCAAGGCGCGCGGGGUGGACGUGCUGAUAAAUGACGAUCUCUCAGGGGGCGUGCUGGGGCUGGGCAUGUUCAUCGGGGGCGUCGUGGCCGCGCUCGUGGGUGGGCUGCUCUCGCUGCACAAGACCGUUGAGCUGCUCGCCGCCGUCUCCGUCGUCAGCUUCAUUAUUGGCCUCGUUCUGACGGGCAUGACGCUGACGGUGGUGGACAGUGCAGUGGGCACGUUCUACGUGUGCUACGCGGAGGACCCAGCCACGCUGCAGCAGAACGACCCUGUGCUCUACAACAAGGUGCAGGAGCGCGACAGGGAGAUCCGCGACCGCCGCACCCGCCAUGACGCCCAGGCCGCUGCUCGCCAGGCUUCCAGGUGA